Paramacrobiotus metropolitanus is the source of this 5033-nucleotide messenger RNA. RefSeq names its product BTB/POZ domain-containing protein 2-like. Bases 656 to 2089 code for a protein of 477 amino acids. The record is from RefSeq and is a predicted model, not a curated record. Lineage: Eukaryota; Metazoa; Tardigrada; Eutardigrada; Parachela; Macrobiotidae. Gene Ontology annotation, molecular function: protein binding. Gene Ontology annotation, cellular component: cytosol. Gene Ontology annotation, biological process: neurogenesis. The transcript is spliced from 12 exons.
UUGCACCUGGAAAAAACGGGUUUGCCAAAUCGAUGCUGGAUAGGCACUAUGUAAAAAUGGAGGCGUGAUCAGUAACCGUAGCAAAUCUAUACGUAGUUCCAUUUGGUGCGAAAAACACUUAACGUACAAUAUCUCCACAGUGCAUUAUGCGCUUAAUAAUGAAAUGAAUUAGCGGCCUUUUCAUUAAUGGCUUUAUGAUACUGAAAUAACCUGUAAUCUAUUGAAUAAAAGCCUUACAGAUAAGCGUUUAAGAAUAUAUUUUUUACAAAUGGAUACAUACGAUAACGGUUUUUCCUGGACCCUUAUCGUAACGGUGUCAGUUGUGAUUUAUUCCGCCUACACCAGCAAUGACCAAGCGCAUACACUCGACCGAUCCGGUUGACGGGCGAUAUUCACCGGAAAUAAAUCCUUUUCUAAGCACCCUGCAAGUGGAAUACCACACCACGGAAAAAUCCAUGCUGAAACAGGUUUCCAGUUAGCCGACUGCGCAGUACAUACUACGCACUACUUGUACAACUCGCAAAGAGGUGGUUUAGCUAAUUUGCGCGAUCGGCAUAAUUACACGAUUUUGCAGCUAUACCGGCAUGUUUUGGUUCCCCACAAUAGCCAAGAAACAACACAACCGCACCGCUAUACAGUAUACUCUGCACAGCUAAUGGGCAUAAUGGGGGCUGUAGCGGAUGACGAAUCUAUGGAUUACCUACAGGAUGACGACCAAACACAGCUUCCACUGGCGUCGCCCGAACCACCCGGCUGGCAACGACAUCAAGCCGGCUUCUUAGAUCGUGGCAGAUUCCUAAUGGAGAAUGAGGUGCUUAGCGAUGUGGUCUUUGUUGUGGGAAAAGGGGUCAUCAAGCAGGAGAUUCCAGCGCACAAAUUUAUUUUGGCCAUGGGAAGUCCAGUCUUCGAAACGCUUUUCUACGGACCCAUUCGGCAACUAGCCGCCGACGGAUCUGACCUUCGCAUACCUGACAUCGAACCAGACUCGUUUCGUAACCUUUUACGGUAUCUUUACACGGACGAUGUCACCGGGAUUAACGAGGAUACCGUUCUCUCCACGCUACAUGCUGCAAAAAAAUACGAUGUGCCACAACUGAAAAAUGCAUGCUUGCAGUUUAUGAAGCAGAACAUUCGCUGCGAUAAUGUGUUUGCUGUGUUAGAACAGGCUCAGUCAACGGAAGAGACAGACCUCAUUGCGCAGUGUCUGGAACUAAUUGACCAUGAAGCAUUAGCUAUAGCGAACUCGAAUGAAUUUCUGGACAUCAACUUUGAAACCCUUCUACUGAUUUUUGAGAGAAGUACUCUGGCCAUAAAGGAGAUCGAUUUGUUCAAUGCACUGGACAGAUGGGCUACCAACGAAUGUAACCGGCGCGGAUUUCCGGUAGAAACGCCCAAUAAACGCCGCAUAAUCGGUAAAGCCAUCUACGAAAUUCGCUUCCCAUUGAUGAGCGUUGAAGAGCUAGCAAAUGGGCCGGUACAAAGUGGAAUUCUUCGGCCGGAGGAAGUCAAAGAUAUCUUUCUCUACUUGUUCGCCGAAGACAAACCGGAAAUCGCCUUCUCCGCUGUACCCCGGCUUCCGGCUAAUAAAAGCGGUCCGUAUACGGUGGAAAGAUUUGCGGAAGCCGGCGGAUCGUGGGGUUACGGAGGCGGAGCUGAUUCAAUUCAAUUUGUCUCCGAUCAUGAUGUAAGACUGCAAGGUUGCGGCAUAUAUGGCACUAGCGACGGCCCAGGUCGGCACGUGAUUAAUUUGAAGGUUCUCAAAGCAGAUGACAAGAAAGUCUUGCGCGAACAAGAAACUGUUAUUGUGUCCGACGGGUCGCGAUCGCCUUAUCGCAUCCCAUUAACUGAACCUAUUAUUGUUAAAAGCGGCGUCCCGCAUAUUGUCACCGCCCGCAUCGAAGGUCCAUCGUCGUUCCGCGGUGCAAAAGGAGCAAAGAAGGUGGCGGUGAAAGUGGAAAAAUUCCAUACAAUGUCGUCAACACCGUCGCAGUCACAAUACGAAUUCUCUUUUACGGAGUCACCUUUCAGCGAAAAUGGCACCUCGGUUCAAGACGGCCAAUUGCCUCUACUAAUUUUCAGUCCAAUUUAAUGACAAACAUAUGUCUUCAAUAAUAUUUAAGUGAUUUCAAAAUAUUCGGUUUACAUUAUAGUUUUUAUGCUGUGUUGUUGGACUUUGCUGUGGCUACAUGGUUAGUAAUGUUAACGCUCCUCUACGGCGACGCCGUGAUUCGAGUUUUUCAUCGUUGAUGUGGACGUCGUAAACGAGGUCGCCCUUGCAUGUACAGUACACAUAGGCCUUGUAAUAAUACGGGUACAUAAUUGCCCGCCACCACCCUUUCAUGGGUAAUUUAUUAGCUUGCGCAAAGACGCUCAAAAAUUUAGGUUACAAAGAGUCGUUGCCGGUUUUUGAUUGUCUGUUUACGUCUUUGGAAAAACAUUCAAUGUCUUCUGGCUAAUGUCGCUAGACUAAUUACUUCAUCCCGCUAAACGCUGACUGAUGCGUUAAAUUUAGCUGCGAAACGAUGCAGCGAGAGCAUUCGUUGCCGAACUGGAGAACUGAACACGUUAAAGCGAGAUUUUGGCGACAAGUAAUGUUUUACACUGCUGUAGAAUGCGGAUAUUUUUAACCUCUGUGCCGAUCGGGAAUAAUAUUCACGUCAAUUAUGUAGCAGAUUCACUGUGAACGGUCCCGACAAACAGCAAAUCGCCUGUUUACGAUGAACUAUGACGACGUUUUUAUUGCUGGCGAACGCCUCGUUAAAAACACUCUUCAUCAUGAUAUUUCAGUUAAAAACCAAACAAUUUUGAACCCUGGUACGCUAGAAAACGUUUGAAAUGCAGAUAACAUGGAUUCUGUAGCAUCCGGUAAUGCCUCGGUGCACAUUCUGGAGGACAGUUUCUUGGAUGAACUCCACAUCGGGUCCAGUGAGUGGUGGUUAAAACAUGGCGCACCGUUGAUUUUGCUGGCGUUUGGCAUCUUCAUCGGAUUACUGGUGAACACGCUCCUGCUGUGGGUCAUCUGCAAAAGCCACAAACUGCAGACGACACAAGAUAUCCUCAUUGCUAAUAAUUGUGUCAUAUUACUCGUACAGUCGCUGAUUAUCAUUCCGUGGAUGGUUAGUUUUCGUGUUACGCGGAUCUGGUAUUUCAGUCCCAGCUGGUGCCUCUUCUCGUUGUUUGCGGAAGAGGUCAUGUCGGGUGUCUUUUGUAUGAAUCUGCUCGGAUUGGCACUAAAUCAUGCCCGCAUCGCCUUCUGGGUGGGAUGCAAACAACGUGAAGUGAUAAAGAUUCUUCUGGUGAUCUUCCCAUGGGUCGUUGGAUUAUUCACAGCGCCGCGUUGGUUUCUGGACCGACAGAUUAAUAUCGGGGAAAAUCAGUGUGAGAUGCACAUUAUCGCUGACGACUUCUACCAUUGGUGUAUGUUCGUGGCGCUUCGGAACUAUUUCGUUCCCAUCGCCCUCACAUUCGUGGUUCUGGCUCUUGUAUCCGUCUGGGAAUGGUAUGAAAACCGCACCUCUCAAAAAAAAUUUGGAGAUUUAAUAAUCCAGUCGCUGACCGAAAUGACGCCAUGUAUAGAUGCAGCCGCACCAUGUGCCAAUCCAGAACAAGCAGUCGCUCCGCGGGAGCGUUCUGACAGCACCGUCCCUGUGGUCAAUCUUUCACGCAGCAAGUCCUCCACGUCAACUACCUCGUUGACCAUUGUCCACCGGGCGAGUGCUCCAAACGAACACCUGCCCCUCUACACCCGAAGUGUCUCCGCACCGAGGCCCAGUCUUGUGGAUUUUCUGUCGGAAGGGAAGCAGCCACUGUCCACAGUAAUCGGCAUGUUACUGGUGGCUGUCGUCUUUCCGGGACCGUACUACGCCAUCAAUGCCCUGGAAGGCUAUGUGCUCAAUGAAGAUUUCACAUACAAAAUCAGCCAUUGGGAGAGCGUCCUGGAGCUAAGUGUGUGGCUGCUGGACAGUGUGGUGUUCAUGGUGCCGGUAGUGAUUGUGCUGUGCAGUCGACGGUACCGGCGAGCGUUAAGUAGGCAGUUUGCCAUCAGAAGUUCCAGUAUACAACAAGGAAAUUAGCUCAUCAUUGUUAGAUACAAGUAGUCAUGCUGAGGUCAUAAUAACAUUACUUGGCUUUAUAAUACCUUUAUUGAAGGUCGGCCGGUCAGCUUUCAUUCCUUUUUUUGGAUUGUAUUAAACUUUCAGUUCACUGUAGGGACGCGUGUGCGCGACUUUGUUAUAACGUCGACAUAAACGCAUUAUUUACUUUGUAUAUGAGUUUACAUGUGAGUCCUACAUAAUUAUUAUUAUGUUUUCAUCAAAUACAAACUUCAUAUGUAUGGUGAACACUUUUCUCAAUUCUCCAAAAUUUUGUUUCUCCAAAUUUUUUUUAUAGAUGCUUGCAUUGAAUCGCAAUGGGCAUCCCGUACAAUGCGUGCGCUCACAAAUCCUGAUAUAUUUAUGUCAUCAUUGAUCAUUCUACCAAUUUCUACGCUAAACAGCCAACUGGAGGCAAACUUUCUGUUCUGCGUCCGGUAAAUUCAAAACUAAAGAAGCCGAUAUCGCACAAAACUUAAAUGCGAAAGCUUUUAUGCAAGGUGAGAAUUAAGUUCAAAACGUUUAGAUAAAAAAUAUCCACCGUGUGUAAAAGUUUGGAUCGCCAAUGCAUCACAACACUAUAAAAUUUCUAAUUGUGCAAUCACUUAUACCGGCAGACAUCGGAAAAUCCUAAAAUAAUGUAAGCGAACGAUGUGCUUCAUUAUGGGCGAUUAUCGUUUUCAGGUUGAAACGACUUAUGCAAUGUUUUGAUAGAUUUUUGAGCCGAAAAGAAGAAUUGGUCCAAUCUGUAUAUUUUCUGCAUCAGAUGAAGGACCAUCUGGAUUCAUCGAGCACUAGAUCAAAGGGACAUCUUGUCUUUAUUGAUGAGUGAGCACUACAAAAUGUGAGAUUUGUUCGGACAUUGCAGGACAGUUAAUGUUAACACCAUCUUGGUUCCGCUUGGGCCUUUUCAGCACUCAUUUCCCGGGCAUUUCGUGCAUG